AGCCCUCAAGUACAUGCCUCAUGCAGUUCUCAAGCUCCUGGAGAACAUGCCCAUGCCUUGGGAGCAGAUUCGGGAUGUGCCUGUUCUGUACCACAUCACUGGAGCCAUUUCCUUUGUCAAUGAGAUUCCCUGGGUCAUUGAGCCAGUUUACAUCUCCCAGUGGGGGUCAAUGUGGAUCAUGAUGCGUCGAGAAAAAAGAGACAGGAGGCAUUUCAAGAGGAUGCGUUUCCCUCCGUUCGAUGAUGAGGAACCUCCCCUAGAUUAUGCUGACAACAUCUUAGAUGUUGAGCCUCUGGAAGCCAUUCAGCUAGAGCUGGACCCUGAGGAGGAUGCCCCUGUGUUGGAUUGGUUCUAUGACCACCAGCCAUUGAGAGACAGUAGGAAGUAUGUUAAUGGUUCCACUUACCAACGCUGGCAGUUCACAUUGCCUAUGAUGUCCACUCUCUAUCGAUUGGCCAAUCAGCUUCUGACUGACUUGGUGGAUGACAACUACUUCUAUCUGUUUGACCUGAAGGCCUUCUUUACCUCUAAGGCACUCAAUAUGGCCAUUCCUGGAGGACCCAAAUUUGAACCUCUUGUUCGAGAUAUCAACCUACAGUAAGUUGGGGAGAGUAUCAAUGUUAGGCACUUUAGGUUUUUUUUUAGUUUGUUUGUUUUGGGGGGUUUGUU
This is a messenger RNA of Cricetulus griseus (Chinese hamster), 669 nucleotides long. The record is from RefSeq and is a predicted model, not a curated record. Lineage: Eukaryota; Metazoa; Chordata; Mammalia; Rodentia; Cricetidae.